AUGUUUUCUUUGUCCUUCAUUGCAUCCACUAUCUCAUCCAAACUCAAUCCGGUGUUGCAUCCAGACUUUAUUUUUAACAGAACGAGAACAGGAAAGCGGUUUCAUCAGUUGUGCAAUUAUGUUCAUGAAUUCGCAGACGAUAUAAUUGAAGCACGUAGAAAUAUUCUGGAAACAGAUCAUGAAGAAACAGAAUAUGAAUAUACAGAUUUCCUGGAUAUUGUACUCAUGGCACAAGAUGAAAAUGGUGUCGGACUCACUGACAAAGAAAUACGUGCGGAGGUUGACACAUUUUUAUUCGCUGGCCAUGACACCACAAGUUCUGCAAUAAGCUGGGCUAUUUACACCCUUGGGCAAUAUCCGGAAAUACAAGAACAGAUAUAUGGAGAGGUCAUGCAAGUGGUUGGGACGAAAAAUGUAGAACCGGACCAUUUGAGUAAGCUGAAAUACAUGCUGUUCUUCAUUAAAGAGGUAAUGCGCAUGUACAGUAUUGUACCAGUGAUAGGACGAUCUUUGAAAGAACCUUUAACAAUAGAUGGAGUCACACUGCCCGCAGGUGCAUUAAUAGAAAUCAACAUUCACACGAUGAACCAUAAUCCAGCAGUUUGGUCGGACCAUGAGGAUUUCAGACCGGACAGGUUUUCAGAAUCUGAGCCAGAGAGAGAUCCAUUCAGCUUCAUUCCAUUUUCAGCAGGGACUAGAAACUGUAUUGGUCAAAACUUUGCUUUGAAUGAGUUAAAGGUUGUUCUGUCUCGUCUUGUGCAAGCAUUUCGUAUAGAACUAGACACAAGCCACGAGGUAGUUCCACAGCCAAAAUUGGUGAUGAGACCAAAAAAUGGAAUAAAAGUUUUUCUGCGUUCACGCUGA
Messenger RNA from Mercenaria mercenaria, 864 nucleotides. Its product is annotated as cytochrome P450 4B1-like. NCBI's taxonomy places the organism in Eukaryota, Metazoa, Mollusca, Bivalvia, Venerida, Veneridae. Gene Ontology annotation, molecular function: monooxygenase activity; iron ion binding; oxidoreductase activity, acting on paired donors, with incorporation or reduction of molecular oxygen. The record is from RefSeq and is a predicted model, not a curated record. The transcript has 8 exons. The coding region runs from base 1 to 864 and encodes 287 amino acids.